ACACAUGUGGGAGCAUCUUUACAAACUUCUGCACAAGUUUAAAGAACAUUUCCUUUCGUUUGGAUCAUUAGUAUUAGUAUUAAACCACACAGUUCCGAACCGUAAACACACGUGAGGACUAAAAAAUUGAUAGUCUACGUGAAGAAAUCCUGCGGCUUUUACAAAGACUCCGGAUUUAGAAGGAUGAAUUUAUCAUGUCUAUACACACUUUGUCUUUUGCUGUCGGUCUUACCAAUGAAUGGCUGUAAUGAUGCGGUACAGGGUUGUAUGGAUAAGCACAGAGCGAUGGGGAUAUUGCGUCAAAUGGAGAAGUUUCUGAAAGGACAGGAGAUCCGAUUCACAGAAGGGCUUCGGAUUAUGAAGUCCAAACUCACCAAUCUUCAAAACUCUGUGUCCAAGUUCCCACAAGCAGACCAGUCCUCGUCCCAGCUCUCGUGUCCAUGUCUGGUGGCUCCAGCCCAUGGAAGGAAGUUUGGCUCCAAGUGCCUGGUGGGACAUGAGGUCCAUUUCACAUGUUCUCAGGGUUAUCGUUUGGUAGGGCCAGUGACACGCGUGUGUCAAGAAAAUGGCACCUGGAGUGGAGCUACUGUCGUCUGUAAAGAUGUGAGCGUGUGUUCCAGUAACCCAUGUCAGAACGGCGGCACGUGUGUGCAGAGUCUUAACCAGUACAAGUGCACCUGUCCACACAACUGGAGCGGGAGCCACUGUCAAUACCAGACGCAGACAGCACCUCCGGAAUGGAGCGUCAUGAAUGAUCCAGCCUUUAGCCGUAAACCUCGCUGUGCAAAAGUGGACCGGGCCCAACACUGUAGCUGUGACGCUGGAUUCCACAUGAGCGGAACCUCAGACAACAGCAUCUGCCAGGAUGUGAAUGAAUGUGAGGUGUAUAAGGCUGAUCGUGGAGGGCCUCUGUGCAGCCACGCCUGCAUAAACGUGCCGGGAUCAUACCACUGUUCCUGCCCCACCGGAUAUAAACUACUCGCAGAUGGUAGAAGCUGUGAGGAUGUGGAUGAGUGUCUUACACAACAGCACAACUGCAGUCGUGGCAUUACCUGUAUCAACACCGGAGGAGGUUUCCAGUGUGUGAACCCAGAGUGUCCGCACUCGCACGGCAACGUCAGCUACGUGAAGACCUCACCUUUCCAAUGUGAAAGGAAUCCCUGUCCAAUGGAGAGCCGUGCCUGUCCAUCUGCCGCAAAGACCAUUUCUUACCACUACCUAUCUCUGCCCUCGAACCUGCGCACACCAGCAACCCUGUUCCGAAUGGCCACCGCAGCAGCUCCAGGUCGGCCGGGCCCGGACAGCCUCCGAUUUGGCAUCGCCGGAGGAGGGGACGCCCGGAGCAUGUUUGUGUUGCAGCGUUCAGACCGUCAAACUGGAGAGCUGAUCCUGGUUCAACCGCUGCGAGGCCCACAAGAGCUCAGCGUGGAAGUAGAGAUGGCCGAGUACGCUGACCGCAUCUUUCAAGCCAAACAUCUGGCGCGAGUCCACAUUCUGGUUUCACCGUACGAGUUCUAAGGAGGGCGAGUAAAGUGUCUAAAUUGAGUGUCGAUGUUUAGACUUGCUGAAGGAAUAGGCGAAGAUAAUGUUCUCCUUAUUGCUAAGGCUCAAUGAAAGAGUUGCUCUUAGAGGCAGCUCAGAUUUUGACGCUGGAGUGCCACAAAAAUGAAAGAUAUGGAAUGUACAGUGGAAAGUUGUGCUUGUAUGGUAGAGAAAUUACAGUAACAAAAGUUAAUAACUCUAAAUUACUCAUAUAAAAAUGCUUUCGCUUUAACUACCGGUACGUGUUUGGCUAAAAGGGAAGUGUGUAAUUGUUUAGAUGUUUAAAUACUUUCUCUUUUCGCAGUUUAAUGUGCAAAGACUUAUUUAGAUUAAAUAAAUAAUGGCAUAUUUAAGUAAGCCAUUUGUAGGUACACUUCCUGAAGAGUGUAAACACAGUGCUGCUUUAAAAACAUUGCUCUGUUUGCUCCGACAUGUCAACUUCUGGUUCAACCAGUGGCGUAAGUUUUGGGUGGGACUACCUAUUUGUACAUACAAUGGAAGUGAGGGGGCGGGGCAGAAGAAGUGGUAGGAGUGUUUUGGAAACCUGUCUGGAAACAAUUAUUACUUUUGCAAUCCCGUUUGGUGCUGCUAAUGGCACACACACCUUUAAAGUACCAACCCAAAAGGCAACCUACCAAUGCGCGGCUGAUUCAUAAAUUACAGUGUAUGCCAAUAUGAAGCAUAUGCAGGGUUGUUUUAAAAAAAUGCAAACUGGUCUCAUUACAUCACGUUACUACACCUACAAUUUUAAGCAAAGUUUCUUUAUGUGGCUUGUACGUAUUGCGGCAGUUUUCUUAGAGGUGCUAAAACAAUUACUAUUAUUCACUUUCACACAAAUCAUGAGUAAAACAGCAGAUUAUCACUUCAUAAACUCUUACUUUUUCACCCUGUUCCUCACACAAUGCUAUCUUAUGACAUUUAAACACUUUUACUAGAGUGCAUGACUUAUAAAGUGAAACAUUUUAACAUUUGCAUUACAUAACCAACUGCAUUUGCAAGCUUUUUCAGGCACAGUUAAAUUACACGGUAGCUCAACUGAUAGAGCAUUGCACUUGCAAUGCAAAGGACUGGGGUAUGAGUCUUGAAGAGCACAUGAGUCAAUAUAAGAGCUGAAUGUGUUAUAGAAGCACCAGAAAAUGACGUGGUUGCUUUAGCAAUUGUGUUUUUCAUGUCACAUUUGCUUUUUAUGACAUUAUCGGUUAGGUUUAAGGUUUAGGGUUGUGCGGUGGGUUUUGUUGAUUUAAUCUCAAUAAAGCAUUAACCUCAAAAACCUCAUCUGUUGGGGAGAACAUUACUGGCUUUUAUUGUCACACAGUGGACAUUUCACCUCAGAACUGCCGUGUGUAAUGAACCACGUAUGUCAUUUUGCAAAUCAGGCUGAAAAAACAAAUGUGCUCGGCCAAUAUAGGUUGAUGUAGGUCGAGUGAAACAGUGCAGCAAAGUGUAUAAUGCUGAUGUCAAUAAACAGCAAAAAAAGUAAGUGCAAAUCUUAGGGGGGAAAAUCAAACAAACAAGAGAGCUUUAUGACUGGUUGAUAAAUGAACAUGUGGUAGAUUGUUAAAAUUGGUAAUGCCUAAAGAUGCUGAUUCUGAGAUAUUGCUUGUAUUACCUUUGCGGAAAACGUUCAUUACAGCUUGUAUAAAUGUGCAUUACUGUCAAUCAGUGAGCUCAUAUAUACCAAUAUAAACAACAGCACUUCAGCAUCUACCUACAUUGAAAAGCUGCCUAUUUUUAUUGUUCUUUAUGUAUGUUGGAUGUUUUUACUAAGAACAACAAUGCAUGAACAUUUCUUUUUGUAAUAAAUUCCGCAUUUAAAAAUUAAAUGUUAAUUGCUGUUAAUGCUUGCAUUGUCAUGUGUAUAUCAGGUUUGAUAUCUAAUAAUAAACAGAAUGGCUAUUUUACAAAUUAUUUGUCUUAAAGGACAGCAUUUGUGGCAUAAUGUUGAUUACCACAAAAAUUAAUUUUGACUCGUCCCUCCUUUUCUUUAAAAGCUUCACAUGUCUGCCUUUAAACUCUCCAGAAAUUGGCCCCAUUCACUUCCAUUGCAAGUGCCUCGAUUUUGAGGCAUAAGACAUUUGUCAUUAAUAUACCUCCAUAUGAUGUUAUCGUAAUGUUAUGUUUUGGGCACUUGUAUUUCUUCAGUAGAAUAACAGACAUCUCACAUUUUAUAUGUGUAUUGAAGAAGCCAAAAACUUUUAUGGUGAAUUCAGGAAUUAGUUGUUCUUCUCAAACUCAAUGCCGAAGUUCCCAUGAUCACAUCUGACGGGUACCAUAACCUUAGAAAUUAGAAGAAUGCCAGAAACAAUAACUAUCAGGAAAUUAGAGUAUUCCUCAAUGGGCUUUUCAAAUAUGUAUUUGCUAGAAAGAAAAAAGCAAAGUAAUGUUGACCACAUGUGUGUGCUUCCCCUCGUCUUUUCUCUCUCUGUGGCUGUAAUGUCCAAUAGACAGAUCAAAAGAACCACAAGCUUCCAGAAACACAUGUUCUGGACAGUCGGGUCCAGUCUUAGAACGACAAUGCACUUCAACUGUGAAAGAGUUUAAUUAUUGUGUAACAUUUUUAUUCUCUGUUCACUGGCCAGAUUAAAGGCUACAAAAGGUUUUGUACAAGUGCAGUGGUGUUUGUCAAGAGACGCUUUAAAGGAACUGUUCACCCCUAAAUGGAAAUUCUGUCAUCAUUUACUCACCCUCGUGUUGUUCCAAACUCUUCUCCAUACAAUGAGAGCAAACAGGUGCCAGGACCUGUCAAGCUCCUAAAAGGAUAAAAAUACCACUGACCCACUGACCUCUGAAAAUUAGCGUAUAAUUUGCAGACUGACAGCAUGUCAUGAAGGUUCAGAUGUGAGAAAACAGCAUGAUAAACUCAAAACAGGUGAGGUGACAGUUUACAUGAGGACUUAAUGUGGUGUCUAGAGAGUUUGGGUUUGUGUUUUGAUGUAAAUGAGUCAGUAUGUUGGAUUGGACUUUGCAAUUAGACCAAAUACAGAAUAUAAAAAUGUAAAUAUGUCAUGCAUCAAUAAAACCACAUGUGUUUUCCUUUGGAAAAGCAGAUUGGU
Messenger RNA from Myxocyprinus asiaticus (Chinese sucker), 4595 nucleotides. Its product is annotated as fibulin-7-like. Gene Ontology annotation, molecular function: calcium ion binding. The record is from RefSeq and is a predicted model, not a curated record. The transcript has 8 exons. NCBI's taxonomy places the organism in Eukaryota, Metazoa, Chordata, Actinopteri, Cypriniformes, Catostomidae. Bases 184 to 1518 code for a protein of 444 amino acids.